Messenger RNA from Brachypodium distachyon (stiff brome), 1008 nucleotides. RefSeq lists its product as uncharacterized. The record is from RefSeq and is a predicted model, not a curated record. The transcript is spliced from 2 exons. Bases 286 to 672 code for a protein of 128 amino acids. Lineage: Eukaryota; Viridiplantae; Streptophyta; Magnoliopsida; Poales; Poaceae.
AGAUUCCCCAGCCCCGCCAGCAACCGUAAUCGAUUGAACAACCCAAAACGCUGCCCCGGCGGCAGAAGCAGCGGCAAAUCCGAGCCGGCCGGCGAGAUCCACACGGCGGCAGGGCGGAGCGAGGCAGAGAACCCCCCACGCACGCGCGCGGGCGGUCGUGCCGUGCGCGCCUCGAAUCGCUACCUCCUCCCCACCGUGCGCCGCACGCCAUUCCGGCGCGUUGGGGAUUGGAGUGGGUGGGUGUGGGGGAUUCGUCAUCGGCGCCGGUUAAAAAGCGGCUGAGGAAUGACGGUGCGGGCGGGGUGGGUGGUGGCGGUGGCGCGGGCGUCGGCGGAGGGGUGGCAGCGUGUGGCGUGCAACCCGGAGACGCUCCCGCCCGACCGCGUCCUCGCGCUCCUCUGCUGCGGGCCGCUCCACCUCCUCGCCCGCCUCGCCGCCUUCCUCUGCGUCCCCUUCAUCCCCGCCCACGCCUCCCCUCUCCGCUUCGCCAACCCUCGCCGCCGCCAGCGCCUCCUCCUGCUCCCGCCCCCGGACCUCAUGCUAGCUCGGCACUCCCGUUCCUCCUUCUCCUCCUCUUCCUCAUCAUCAUCGUCUUCAGAUGAGGAUGACGACGACAACGACGACUAUGUUGACAUCGAGGAUGGGGAUCAUAUCAAUCCUCACGACGAUUGAGGUUGCUUAGGAAUAAGGCUCUGAAAGAGAGAGAGCUUGGGUCUUCAAUUUCAGAGAUUGAACACUUGCCUGUGAGGUUGUGAUACCUCACACAAAAUGUCAAAACCAUUUGCCCUUCUAUCUCUUAGUCUUCAGGACCUAACAUUGCCGAGAUCUUCAUUGUAAAUAAGUUAGUGGGUUGGGAGCUCUGGAAAACGGAUAUCUGGGAGAUGAAAAUUUGAUUCAUAUUGUAAGUAUAUAAUGUUACAUAUAUGAUAUAAAUGGAACUCGUCACGGAGUGGUGUUGAUGAAAUGUCACCUGUGUACUUGAAAGUGAAUUGAAGAUGUUUGCCUUCA